This is a messenger RNA of Phanerochaete carnosa HHB-10118-sp, 646 nucleotides long. RefSeq lists its product as uncharacterized. The record is from RefSeq and is a predicted model, not a curated record. Bases 159 to 500 code for a protein of 113 amino acids. NCBI's taxonomy places the organism in Eukaryota, Fungi, Basidiomycota, Agaricomycetes, Polyporales, Phanerochaetaceae. The transcript has 5 exons.
AAAAUGACCUCACCAGAUAGCAUUAACCGUGGCCCUGAAAGUUUAAAAUCCACAGUUAUAAGGCUGGUGGUUAUUCCUGUUACCUUCCAGGUUUGUCGCUUCCCGCACAUUUGUGCUUUCCAUCGUCUCGACAGCCCCUGUUCACGAACUCGCACGCGAUGAAGAACGCUCUCCUCGCUCUCUUCACUGUCUUCGCAUCUGCUGGCCUCGUCGCCGCGCAAUUCCAAAUUAACACUCCGGACAACCUUAUUGAGUGUGUUCCAUCACUCAUUACUUGGAUCAACGGAGAUAGUCCCUUCACUCUGGUGAUCCACGAGCCCGACGCGAACGGCCACAUCAUCCAGGAAUUCUCGGACCUCACUAGCCGCUCCUUCACCUGGUCUACUGAUGUCUCUGCUGGUACCACCGUUGGUUUCUCUCUCCGUGACAGAAGCGGUGCCGAAGCCCAGUCUGCCCCCGUUACCAUCCUGGCUGGUUCUUCUACUAGUUGCAUCGCCUGAAAGUGCAAGAUUUCUUCAGCUUCGUUUGGCUUCAGCCUGAGGCUUGGUGCAUGACUCGAAUACAUUGCCUAUCAUAGAUAGACUUGCGAGCCAUCCGCCAGUGAUGGUAUAGUAUCACGAAAAUAUGUGCGAAAAACUCAAGUUGC